Messenger RNA from Rhineura floridana, 3575 nucleotides. Its product is annotated as heat shock protein beta-11-like. NCBI's taxonomy places the organism in Eukaryota, Metazoa, Chordata, Lepidosauria, Squamata, Rhineuridae. The transcript has a single exon. Gene Ontology annotation, biological process: response to heat; protein refolding. The record is from RefSeq and is a predicted model, not a curated record. Bases 2766 to 3413 code for a protein of 215 amino acids. Gene Ontology annotation, molecular function: protein folding chaperone.
UCCUCAGGACUGGGGGCCAAAUGUGGCCCUUUAGCCCUCUCCAACUGGCCCUUGGGACUCUCCCCAGGCGUAUCUCCUCUCACGCAGGGACCCACCUUGAGGGUUUUUGCCUGGCUGGGUGGGAAUGUGCCCUUGAGCUCUGAUUGUGCCUCUUGCUUGCUUGGAUUCAAGACAGAGAGGGGUGUGUGAGUGUAGAAACUAAACUACUGCACAAAAGUAAAAUGUAUAUUAAUUUCUGCAUGCCCUUUUUUGCCUCUGAGCCCUGGAAGGUUGCCCACAAAUGGGGUCACCGAAGCACUCUGCACGAAGAGGAGCAAAGCCCUUGGAGGCUGCUUGGCGCACCUCUGCAUACGUUCACAGCUCGAAGAAAAUGCCUUCUGUUGUAAAUUUUGGCUCUGAAUGUUCCUGUUUUGUUGCAACCAUUUGCUCAGAAGCGGGGUUUUUCCUGCUUCUUGAAGUCUUUGGGGAGCUUCACAUGAAAAUGGGGGGCAGGAGAUUCAAAACAGACACCCUCUCUCUCUCUCAAGAAAAGAACAACCUCCUUAACACAAUAUGACAUUGGCAUGUGGAACUACCUGACCCAAGAUGAGUAGAUGGCUUUAAAAAGGAUGAGACCAGGGGUGCAGGAACCUGUAGCCCUCCAAAUAUUGUUGGGCUCCAGCUCUGAUUAUCUCUGACCAUUGGCCAUGCUGGCUGCUACUGGGAGUUGGAGUCUGGCAACAUCUGGAGGGCACCAGAUUGCACACCCCUUGUAUCAGGCAAAUUCAGGAAAGGAGGAGGCAUGUCUCAACAAUUAUUCACCAUGCAUGAUAGCUUAGUGGAACCUCCACAUCCAAAAUAAGUCUACCUCUGACUUCUACCUGCCAGAUACAAAGAACAGGGAAGAGGCCUUUCCAGUUCAGCACUGGGGGGCCUGGUGCCCAUCGGGACUGGCAGGCAUGGUAGACCCAUUGAAAUGAAUGAAGAUGAUGGGAGCAAAGCCAGUAAUUUCCAGUGGGUCUACUCUGAGUAGAAUCUAGUUGGCUUCAACCCGUACUCCAUUUGAUGGCACUUACUCUAGCAGGAAGCUUACAUUGAGGACAAAAUUUAAGUACUUGCUUGCUUGCAACCCUUUUAAACAUUUGAAUGCAUCAGCACCAGCUCUUAGCAAACUGAAGCGUGCCUUUUAAUGUCUCCAGCUCGCCCCUGGUUUUUAAGAGCUUGAAAUAUUUAAAUAACUUUGCCACUUGGUGGCGUUUUGAGUAGGCAAGAGGGAGAAAAAUCCUGGUCUUCCCGUCUUUUUGUCCUGGGCCCUGGCCUGGUGGAUGAUGCAAUGAGGUGCAAGAAGAGCCCGCAAUUCCUCUCCAAAUGCCCCUUUUCCAAAUUUCUGCAGCAGUUUGGGGGAUUUUUAUUUCCCAUCUUGGCUCUCCCAUCACGUUCCCUUGGCUUGCAAAAGCAGCUAUGUCUAUUUCUAAAAGAGAAGACAGAGGAGGAGGCCUGGCCCAUCUCCCAGGGCUGGCAUGAAGGAAAAAACUGGGGCAGGGCUCCAUGUGCCUGUACAGGCUCUUUGAUAGCAGCUGGCCAGAUCUCUUUCCCCUUAACCUACCUUACAGGGUUGCUGUGGGAGUAAAAAAGGAUGGGGGAGGGGAGAUGAAUCCACAUACUUGGCCGUUUGCUCUCUGGAGAAAAAGCUGGGAUAUAAAUGCAAGGGAGAGGGCCUUCUCAGUGGUGGCCCCCAAAUUAUGGAAUGAUCUUCCUGAUGAGGUGCGCCUGGCGCCAACACUGUUAUCUUUUCGGCGCCAGGUCAAGAUUUUCCUCUUCUCCCAGGCAUUUGAGCAUGUGUUUUUAAAUUGUUUUAAAUUUUUAAAUUGUGUUUUAAAUUGCUUUUGUUCUUAGUUACUGUAAACCGCCCAGAGAGCUUCGGCUAUGGGGUGGUAUACAAGUAUAAUAAUAAAUAAAUAAAUCAGUCAAUAAAAGUUUUGGGUUGGAUGGGGGGGUUGGCAAGGCCAGAGCUCAGCUUUGAAAAGCAGGCUCUGCUGAUAGCAUUCCUGCCCACCUCCCGCCCCCCCAUCGAAACCAGCAUGCUUUUGGCCAGCUCCUUGCAAGAAUGUUGUUGUUGUUAUGUGCCUCCAAGUCGACUACAACUUAUGGCGACCCUAUGAAUCAGUGACCUCCAAGAGCAUCUGUCGUGAACCACCCUGUUCAGAUCUUGUAAGUUCAGGUCUGUGGCUUCCUUGAUGGAAUCAAUCCAUCUCUUAUUUGGCCUUCCUCUUUUUCUACUCCCUGCUGUUUUUCCUUGCCAGAAUAGGCUGCCUUAUUUCCAAACAUUGCAAGGGGGGUGGGGCAGCCGGGCAGCCUGCUGUGCAGUGAUCAGGCCUGUAGAGCAGCCUUUCCCAACCGGAGUGCCUCCAGAUGUUGUUGGACCACAGCUCCCAUCAGCCUCAGCCAGCAUUGCCAACGGUCAGGAAGACGGGGAUUGUAGUCCAACAACAUCUGGUUGGGAAAGGCUGCUCUAGAGGCUGCCAUUCCUUUCCAGCUUCCCUCCCUGCCUUCUGGAGCCUCCGCCCGCUUUCUGGUUCUCGACGUCUCCGGAACAGCCGCCUGCCUUCCAGGCUGGUUUGGAAAAGCUCUUGCGAGCCGUUGCGUCACUUCUGGACCCGCGCCAAGCUCCGCUGUGUUUGCAGGCAGGCCGGGGUUAUAAAAAGCCAGCCGCGCCUCCGAGGCCAGGCAGAGCGCGAGGGAGAGCGAACGAAAGCAAACUGUUCCUUGGGCUGCGCCGGGUCUCCAUGGCGAGCUACUCCCGCUACCUGCUCCGGAUGCUCCCGCAGCGGCGUUGGCCACUGCCAGGCCUCGGCCCUGCGUGGCUGCGAGAGCCACAGCCCUCCUACAGGGUCCUGUGGCCACCGGGGCCCAGCCUCCUCGACCAGGUGGCGAACGACGUGGAGAGGCACGUCCAGGAUAUGGAACGGCUCAGCCGCGCGUUCUGGCAGGCGUCCCCGCUCGGGGCGUGGAAGCGCGAAGGCCGGCGGGCAGAGAGCGUGGCCCCGGGCGGCGGGAAGGCUGAGCCGGACGCGACGUUCCGCUUCUCCGUGGACGUGGCCGGCUUCUCGCCGGAGGAGGUGGCGGUGAAACUGGAUGGGCGGAAAAUGACGGUGACCGCCAAGCGCCAGAGCGAGAGCGAGGGAGAAGAGGGUGGCUACUGGCGGGAGCAUCAAGAGGUGCGCCGGGAGACUCUCCUCCCCGCCGACGUGGACCUCCAGGCCGUGACGUGCUCCUUGGCCUCCGACGGGCAGCUGUGCAUCGAGGCCCCCCGCCUGGCCUCGCCGGGGAACACGGCAAAAACGAUCCCCAUCGACGUGAAGCCGGCUGACCAGCAGAUUCCUGGCGCCAGCGCAGAGGAGAAAGGCCGGGGAGAGAAUCCGAGGGACCCUUGACAAUCCAAGCGCUUCUGGCCCGCGACGGGCGGUGCAGGCAUCAGCGUGCAGCUCAGCCCCGAUCGAAAGAGCCUCUGGUGUGCCUACUGCCGGAAUGCCAGCUGAUCUUGUUGACUUUUCACUCUUGUUCCUUGUGUGCAAUAAAACGGUUUCUUUGGUUUC